Molecule: messenger RNA, 759 nt
Organism: Iphiclides podalirius (scarce swallowtail)
Lineage: Eukaryota; Metazoa; Arthropoda; Insecta; Lepidoptera; Papilionidae
Source: the annotation of a GenBank genome assembly
AUGAAGCUGAACGUCUCCUACCCGGUAACGGGAUGUCAGAAGUUAUUCGAGGUGGUGGACGAGCACAAGCUCCGUAUCUUUUACGAGAAGCGCAUGGGCGCUGAAGUGGAGGCAGAUCAACUUGGAGAUGAAUGGAAGGGUUAUAUCUUACGUGUUGCCGGUGGCAACGACAAGCAGGGAUUUCCGAUGAAGCAGGGAGUGCUGACCAACAGUCGUGUACGUUUGCUUAUGUCUAAGGGUCACUCUUGCUACAGACCCCGCCGUGACGGUGAGAGAAAGCGCAAGUCAGUUCGUGGUUGCAUUGUUGACGCUAACUUGUCUGUGUUAGCCCUUGUUAUUGUCCGCAAGGGUGCUCAGGAAAUCCCUGGCUUGACCGAUGGUGAAGUACCACGCCGUCUUGGUCCCAAGCGUGCAUCGAAAAUCCGCAAACUGUUUAACUUGACUAAACAAGAUGAUGUCCGCCGUUAUGUUGUGAAACGUCUGUUACCUGCAAAGGAAGGCAAGGAAAAUGCCAAGCCCAGAUAUAAGGCACCCAAGAUCCAAAGGUUGGUGACCCCUGUAGUACUGCAGCGUAGACGCCACCGUUUGGCUCUGAAGAAGAAACGUUUGGCAAAGCGCAAGGCUUCUGAGGCUGAAUAUGCUAAAUUGCUUGCUCAAAGAAAGAAGGAAUCUAAGGUCCGCCGCCAGGAAGAAAUCAAACGCAGGAGGUCCGCAUCGAUGCGCGAUUCCAAGAGCUCCAGCCAUAGCGCCCCUCAGAAG